Molecule: messenger RNA, 2326 nt
Organism: Daphnia magna
Lineage: Eukaryota; Metazoa; Arthropoda; Branchiopoda; Diplostraca; Daphniidae
Product: galactokinase
Exons: 11
Coding region: 164-1354 (396 amino acids)
Biological process (GO): galactose metabolic process; carbohydrate phosphorylation
Cellular component (GO): cytoplasm; cytosol
Molecular function (GO): galactokinase activity; ATP binding
Source: RefSeq, a predicted model, not a curated record
UAUUUAUUAAAGCAAUUUACUUGGUUUGGGUAACUAACUAAAACCAACUAUUUUUUCUUUUAAAUUGUUGAAUCCAUAUAUGGUCGUCUGCCACGACGAUGAAACCACCUGUCUGAUCCCCGAAUGAAUAACUUGUACAGCAGUUGAAUAGAUAGUUAUCACAAUGGCUCAGGAAUGUGAAGACAUAACAAGUCUAGCGAAGAGGGCGAGCGCUUUAUUUUUUCGGAGAUUCGAAUACGAAGGCACAGUUGUUGUCUGUUCCCCAGGAAGAGUAAAUUUGAUUGGAGAUCAUGUUGACUACAAUGGUGGCUAUGUUUUACCCAUGGCAAUACCAAUGGCCACUGUAUGUGUUGGUUCUCUGAAUGAAUUAUCAGUGUGUCGAGUAGAAACUGAUUCAACAAUUCAAGGGAUAGAUGACCCCAAAUAUGUUGAAUUUAACAUCCCAUCAGAAACCACAUCGCUUGAACCAGGAUCUCCUAAAUGGGCCAAUUAUGUAAAGGGUGUUAUAGCUGGAUUUCAUGCAAGUGUAAGCAAGGGUUUUGAUUGUGUAAUAGUUUCUUCUAUUCCUGUGGGAGCAGGACUUUCAAGCAGUGCAGCAAUAGAAGUUGCAAGCUAUACACUUUUGGAAGCAUUAUUUAAUAGCCCAUCAUCAAGUUCAAAAGAAAAAGCAUUGGCUUGUCAGAAAGCUGAACAUGUGUUUGCUGGAUGUCCGUGUGGUAUUAUGGAUCAGUUUGUAUGUACGUAUGCAGUUUCUGGGUGCGCACUUUUAUUAGAUUGCAAGGCCCUGGAAAGUCAAAAUGUACCAUUAAAUGAUCCGAACGUUUGUAUUUUGAUUAUUAAUUCGGGGAUCAAGCAUGAGCUGUCAGGAAGUGAAUAUCCCAUUCGCCGGGCACAGUGUGAAAAAGCUGCAAUCGCCUUGGGAGCUGCCUACUUGCGUGAUGUCAGCCGACAAACAUUAGAAGAAAAUAAAGAGCAGCUUCCCGAAGAAGUGUACAGGCGUGCACUCCAUGUUGUAAAUGAGACGGAAAAUACCCUGAAGUUCGUUGAGUUCCUCAAAGGAAAAAAUUACGUGGAAGCCGGCCAAUGUAUGUUACGAAGCCAUGAAUCUCUUAGUCAUCUGUACAAUGUUUCUUGCGUCGAACUGGAUGCAAUUGUGGAAAUAGCAAGUAAAACCGCGGGUAUCUAUGGAGCUCGAAUGACAGGAGGAGGAUUCGGCGGAUGUGUUGUUGCGCUGGCUGAGACUGAGAUGUCAUUAAGCGCGAUGGAAUCUAUUCGGAGUCAUUGCGAACUUCACAAUAUAUUUCCCAUUUCAUAUAUAUGCAAGCCUUGUGAAGGUGCCCGACGCCUAAAUUAGGCUGUCUGAGACGAUGAAGAUUUGUUUCCGAUUCUUUAAGGAUCGCAGCAUUUUGGAGAUGCCGUUCUCUUACCUCCUUACGCAGCUCAUUAUAUUGUUCAUGUAAAAACGUUUUCCAAAGUCCCUUAACAAUCUGUUAUCAAAGACAAGAAAAACGUCGAUUUGUUAUGAAUUUUUACAUAUACUACUACUACUAGUGGUACAUAUACUACUAGUGGUUACCUUGUUGGUCUGGGUAUUAUUUUUUAUAGCUUCGCUUUGGAUUUGCUUCUGAAAUCGCAAAAGGUUGUCCUUUUGACGACUUUCGGUAACGAACUGCCGGUGAUGGGCAAUGUGUGCUUGAUUGAAUAAUGUCGAAGUGGUGGUGGCUUUUUGACGCAGACCAGCAGCUUUAACUAAUUUCAUUUCAAGCUCCUCUCGGUUUUUAAUCUGUUAAAAAACAAAGGAGAUAAAGAGAUAAGAAUCUAACAAAAUGUCGCAGUACAAAAUUAUGAAACCUGUUGUUUUGUUUCCAAAAACUGUCUGUUAAUCCUUUUUUGGAUUUCAGUUGCGGAUUUUCUCUUAGCGACUGCUAAACCAAUCAACCGUUUUUCCUGCUCUUGGCUAUGUUUUCCCAGCAUUCGAAUUGUUCUAGGGGACAAAUUGCAUUGGCCAAUAUUUUUUUUGAUAAAAUGCAUCAAAUUUGAAUUUUCCACUGAAAAAUUGUUAACUUCAACAUCUUUUCUCAUAUUGUUUGAUUCCACCAAUUUUAGUAAAAUUCGUUCAUAUCUUUCUAUGUCUUUGGCUGACAAAUUUUCGACAUUCUUCAGUCUAUUUUUAAUAGUUUGAAUGCUUUCCUCCUCCUCCUCUUCUUCACUUUCCCAAUUGUGACAGUACUGAUGACUGGCUGCCGAACUGGAUUUUUUGGGUGUUUGGUUUCUGAGAUGUAUUUUCCUAGAACUGCUUGAAACAACUUGAAACCUUUUUCCAGGA